Messenger RNA from Mobula hypostoma (lesser devil ray), 6336 nucleotides. RefSeq names its product voltage-dependent L-type calcium channel subunit alpha-1D-like. The record is from RefSeq and is a predicted model, not a curated record. Gene Ontology annotation, molecular function: high voltage-gated calcium channel activity. Gene Ontology annotation, cellular component: voltage-gated calcium channel complex; membrane. Gene Ontology annotation, biological process: calcium ion import across plasma membrane. Lineage: Eukaryota; Metazoa; Chordata; Chondrichthyes; Myliobatiformes; Myliobatidae. The transcript is spliced from 48 exons.
AUGUGCAAGUUAACGCUCGAGGCUCGAGCGAGAGAUCCGUCUCCCCACAUCGAAAUUCAGGAAGGUUCUUACAGACAUGUUCCGGUCAAGGAGGGAGAGCGGAUCCAGUCUCAGGCUGGACUCGAGCAACGGGCCUCAGUGGGCAGGGGUGAGCCUGGACCCUUAAGGCAUUCCAAGGGUCCCCAGUGGGAUCGCCAAGCGGAGCACAGGAGUGAUCCCGCAGAUCACAGGCAGAAAGGCGAUCAGUCCCCCAGCCCUUCCCAGGACCCCGUGGACUCCCCCGACCCCAGCGAGGGAUCCCUGUGCGAUUGGCCCCUGGAAGCCGAGAUGUCGGACCCUCACGGAUCACCGGGCAGCACCGCGGCCGCCCACCGGAGGCGCCUCCAGCACGGUCGGAGCAAGUCGCAGGGGGGCUCCACAGGGAACCGAGCCCCCCGCGCCCUCUACUGCCUCACCCUGAACAACCCGAUCCGGAGAGCCUGCAUCAGCCUCGUCGAGUGGAAGACUUUCGACAUCCUCAUCCUUUUGACUAUUUUCGCUAACUGUGUGGCCCUCGCUGUGCACAUCCCCUUCCCCGAGGACGACUCCAACAAUGUCAACCACACCCUGGAGCAGGUGGAGUAUAUUUUCCUGAUCGUGUUCACGGUGGAGACCUUCCUGAAAAUCGUCGCCUAUGGACUGGUCAUGCACCCCACAGCCUACGUGAGGAACGGCUGGAACCUGCUGGAUUUCGUCAUUGUCAUCGUCGGGUUAUUCAGCGUUGCCCUGGAGAAAUUGACUCACACCCCAGGGCAGAGCCACCACAUGGCGGGGAAGGCCGGAGGCUUCGACGUGAAGGCCCUGCGCGCGUUCCGGGUGCUGCGACCCCUCCGCCUGGUUUCGGGGGUCCCCAGUCUGCAGAUCGUACUGAACUCCAUCAUGAAGGCAAUGGUGCCCCUGCUCCACAUCGCACUGCUGGUGCUCUUCGUCAUCAUCAUCUACGCCAUCAUCGGCCUCGAGCUCUUCAUCGGCAGGCUCCACAAGACCUGCUACUACAUUGGACAGGAUAUCCUGGCGGAGGAGGAACCGCUGCCCUGCGCCUUCUCCGGUAACGGGAGACAGUGCACGGUGAACGGGACGGAGUGCCGGGGCCGCUGGGAGGGUCCCAACGGCGGCAUCACCAACUUCGACAACUUCUUCUUCGCCAUGCUGACUGUCUUCCAGUGUAUCACCAUGGAGGGGUGGACUGAUGUCCUGUACUGGACUCAAGAUGCCAUGGGUUACGAGCUACCCUGGGUUUAUUUCGUCAGCCUCGUCAUCUUCGGCUCGUUUUUCGUCCUCAACCUGGUGCUGGGAGUGUUGAGUGGCGAGUUCUCCAAGGAGCGAGAGAAGGCGAAGGCGCGCGGGGACUUCCAGAAGCUGAGGGAGCGCCAGCAGAUGGAGGAGGACCUGAGGGGCUACCUGGACUGGAUCACCCAGGCUGAGGACAUCGACCCCGACGAGGAGGACCAGGAGGCGGGCGAGAAGCACAAACGUGAGUCCCAGGCCUCCCCCGGCGAGGCGGAGGGAAGCGUUACCAUGGUGGAUCUUGCCAACAAGAAACGAGGGAAGCUGGGAUGGUUCAGUUCCUCCAACGAGACCCACAGUGAGUCGAGCCACGCUAGUCUCCCCGCCAGCGAAACGGCAUCCAUCAAUACCGAGCUCGGCGGUGAGGAGGAGCAAGCGGCGUGUUGCACAGUAAUACUAGGAAAAUUGUCAAAGACACGGAUCUGCAAGCGCCUGCGCCGAUGGAACAGGCACUGCCGUCGACACUGCCGGGCGGCCGUGAAGUCCGUCACCUUCUACUGGAUCGUGCUGCUCCUGGUCUUCCUCAACACGGCCACCAUCGCCUCCGAGCACCACAACCAGCCCGAAUGGCUUACCCAGGUCCACGACAUCGCCAACAAGGUUUUGCUGUCACUGUUCACGGCCGAGAUGUUGCUGAAGUUAUACAGCCUGGGGCUCGAGGCCUACUUCCUCUCCUUCUUCAACCGGUUCGACUGCUUCGUAGUGUGUGGGGGCAUCGUCGAGACGGUCCUGGUCGAACUCCAGGUCAUGCCGCCCCUCGGUAUCUCCGUGCUCCGCUGUGUCCGCCUCCUCCGCAUCUUUAAGGUGACCAGGCACUGGGCGGCCCUGAGCAACCUGGUGGCGUCGCUGCUGAACUCCAUGAAGUCCAUCGUUUCUCUGCUGCUCCUCCUCUUCCUCUUCAUCAUCAUCUUCUCCCUGCUCGGCAUGCAAGUGUUCGGCGGCAAGUUCAACUUCGACGACACGCAGACCAAACGCAGCACCUUCGACACCUUCCCACAGGCCCUGCUCACCGUCUUCCAGAUCCUGACGGGCGAAGACUGGAACGUGGUGAUGUAUGACGGUAUCAUGGCCUUCGGGGGGCCAUACUUCCCCGGCAUGUUGGUGUCCAUCUACUUCAUCAUCCUCUUCAUCUGUGGGAACUACAUCCUGUUAAAUGUCUUCUUGGCCAUCGCAGUGGAUAAUCUGGCUGACGCAGACGGCGGGUCGAACCAGAAGGAGGAGAAGUCUCGCAAGGAAAGGUAGGCUUUGCUUAACCCCUCGGCCAAGGCUGAGGACGAUGAGGGAUCGGCUGUACCGGAUUGGGAGGAGACCGAGGAAGAGCGGGCGGAGAGCUUGGUGGAGUCCGCUGCCGACCAGCUAUCCAGCUUCGUGCCCCCCAAGGAGAAGAUCAUCCCCAUUCCGGAUGGAAGCGCCUUCUUCAUCCUGAGUUCCACCAACCCGAUCCGAGUCGCUUGUCAUCACCUGAUCCAUCACCACAUCUUCACAAACCUCAUCCUGGUCUUCAUCAUCUUCAGCAGCGUCUCGCUGGCGGCCGAGGACCCCAUUCGCGCACACUCCUUCCGCAACCACGUGCUUGGAUACUUUGACUAUGCCUUCACCUCCAUUUUCACCGUGGAGAUCCUGUUUAAGAUGGUGACGUUUGGAGCCUUUAUGCAUCAGGGUUCGUUCUGCAGGAACGCAUUCAACAUGUUGGAUCUGCUGGUGGUCAGCGUCUCCCUCAUCUCCUUCUGGCUACAGUCGAGUGCCAUCUCGGUGGUGAAGAUCCUCCGUGUUCUGCGAGUGCUGCGGCCCCUGAGGGCCAUCAACAGAGCCAAGGGGCUGAAGCAUGUAGUCCAGUGUGUCUUUGUGGCCAUUAAAACCAUUGGGAACAUAAUGAUUGUCACAACGUUGCUGCAGUUCAUGUUUGCCUGCAUUGGGGUCCAGCUGUUUAAGGGUAAAUUUUAUCGGUGUACAGACGAGGCCAAGCAUACUCCAGAGGAGUGCAAGGGCACCUUCAUCGUGUUCAAGGACGGGGACGUGACGCGGCCCAUGGUCCGGCAGCGUGUUUGGCAUAACAACGACUUCACCUUCGACAGUGUGCUAGCCGGAAUGAUGGCCCUGUUCACCGUCUCCACCUUCGAGGGGUGGCCGGCUCUCCUGUACCGCGCCAUUGACGCCAACGCAGAGGAUGUGGGCCCCAUCUAUAACCACCGGGUGGAGAUCUCGAUCUUCUUCAUCGUCUACAUCAUCAUCAUCGCCUUCUUCAUGAUGAACAUCUUCGUGGGCUUCGUCAUUAUCACCUUCCGCGAGCAGGGCGAGAAGGAAUACCAGAACUGCGAGCUCGACAAGAAUCAGAGGCAGUGUGUGGAAUACGCCAUGAAGGCACAGCCUCUGCUUCUGUACAUCCCGAAGAACCGCUACCAGUACAAGGUGUGGUACAUGGUGAACAGUACUGGCUUCGAGUACAUCAUGUUUGUCCUCAUCCUCCUCAACACCAUCACCCUGGCUAUGCAGCACUACGAGCAGUCCGACCCCUUUAACUACGCCAUGGACAUCUUGAACAUGGUCUUCACCGGCCUCUUCACCGUGGAGAUGUUCCUGAAAAUUACCGCCUUCAAACCCAGGCAUUACUUUGUUGAUGCCUGGAACACCUUUGAUGCUUUGAUUGUGGUGGGAAGUGUCGUUGAUAUUGCAGUUACUGAGAUCAAUAACGGCGGGCACCUCGGGGAGAGUUCGGAGGACAGUUCACGCAUCUCCAUCACCUUCUUCCGCCUCUUCCGAGUGAUGCGUCUGGUGAAGCUGCUCAGCAAGGGCGAAGGGAUUCGGACCCUGCUCUGGACCUUCAUCAAGUCCUUCCAGGCCCUGCCAUAUGUCGCUCUGUUAAUCGCUAUGAUAUUCUUCAUCUACGCAGUGAUCGGAAUGCAGACCUUCGGGAAGAUCGCCUUACAGGAGAACACAGCAAUCAACAUGAACAACAACUUUCAAACGUUCCCCCAGGCCGUCCUCCUCCUCUUCAGAUGUGCGACAGGAGAGGCCUGGCAGGAGAUAAUGUUGGCGAGUCUUCCAGGCAAAAGGUGUGACCCGGAGUCCGACUUUGCACCGGGGGAGGAGUUCACCUGCGGAAGCAACUUCGCCAUUAUCUACUUCAUCAGCUUCUUCAUGCUGUGCGCGUUCCUGAUCAUCAAUCUCUUCGUGGCGGUCAUCAUGGACAACUUCGACUACCUGACCCGUGACUGGUCCAUCCUGGGCCCCCACCACCUGGACGAGUUCAAGAGGAUCUGGUCCGAGUAUGACCCCGAGGCAAAGGGCCGGAUCAAGCACCUGGACGUGGUGACACUUCUCCGGAGGAUCCAGCCCCCCCUUGGAUUCGGGAAGCUGUGUCCCCACCGGGUGGCCUGCAAGCGACUGGUUGCCAUGAACAUGCCCCUAAACUCGGACGGGACAGUCUCAUUCAACGCCACCCUCUUCGCUCUGGUCAGGACUGCACUGAAGAUCAAAACCGAAGGUAACCUGGAGCAGGCGAACACCGAGCUAAGGGCCGUGAUCCGUAAGAUCUGGAAACGCACCAAGCCCAAGGUCCUGGACGAGAUCAUUCCGCCGCCUGAAGACGAGGAAGUUACCGUUGGGAAGUUCUACGCCACCUUCCUGAUCCAGGAUUACUUCCGGAAGUUCAGGAAGAGGAAGGAGAAGGGGAUGCUGAGCCACUCCGAGCUCUGCAACUCGACAACGCUGCAGGCUGGUCUGCGGACUCUGCAGGACAUUGGACCGGAGAUACGCCGGGCAAUAUCAUGUGACCUGCAGGAAGAGAUGGAAGAGGAGGAGAUACACGAGGAGGAUGCUCCCUACCAGAACUUGGAGAGGCGGUGUUCCCAGAUUUCGGCAGACUCCACACACUCCGUCGUGAGCCUAGCUCGUGCCAGUGCCGGGAACGAGGCCACUCCCCACCAUAUCAGCAGUGGCUCCCCGCCUCAGGAGGGGCAGGCUGGGGACCACGAGGGGAACGACAAGGAGCCUCUGAACAGCCCCAACAAGAAGGGAAGCGCCAAUAGCUCCAGGAGAGAUUCCUUGGGGAAGGACGUCCCGCCGAUUCUGCGGAAAGGGGACCCGGCACCAGCGGAGGGGUCAGCGGAGGACCACCUCUCUGGCGAGCAGGGCUACUACAGCCGGGACGAGGACAAUGAGAGCGAAGCGUCCAGGGAGAGGCCGAUGGACUGGGAUGAGAACGAGGCGUACCGCGGCGCGCAGGAGACACCGCCGGCGGCCCAACGCACUGAGAAUCAUCACAGGCCGGUUGCCGUCCAGACAGAGGGGAAACACUGGCCCCGCAGGCGGUUACUGCCGCCAACACCGCCAGGUCGGAAACCGAAUUUCCGAAUCCAGUGUCUCGCUCGGCAAGAAAGUAAGGAUGAUAUCCCUAUUCCGGGGACCUACCAGCAACACAGUCUUCCUCGACGCACAGUGUCACAGCCGGGGUACGUGGGCAGUGAGAGCUCCUCCCAGGGUUCCGCCCAUGGCUGGGCCACCCCUCCCCAGCCCAAGAGGAGUCGACUGCUGUAUGCCCCGCUGGUGCUGCUGGAGCCCCAGGAGACCUGGGGCAAGGGGCUGCUGGGCGCUCCCUCCCCGGCCCACAGCCACUGGUACAGCCCGGAGCCGCCCGCCUACCGCACCUACGCCGCGCCCACCCUCCGGGUGCCGGGGGCCGCCGACAUCCCCUACCACGGGCAGCGAGGGAGCGCCGACAGCCUGGUGGAGGCAGUGCUGAUCUCUGAGGGGCUAGAACUCUACGCCCGGGACCCCAAGUUUGUGGCAUUUGCCAAGCGUGAGAUCGCGGACGCCUGCCACAUGACGGUGGAUGAGAUGGAGAGCGCAGCCAGCGACCUGCUGGGAUGGCGGCACGGAACGGGCGCCAGCCACCCACGGGUGCCCUGCCGCCGGGACUGUGGGCCACACCCCUGCUCUGACGAGGAGGCCUCCCCCGGCCCUGCCGAGGAUGAGCUGCGCGAUGAGAUGAUCUGUGUCACCUCCUUUUGA